AUGAUCAGGCAGAAAAAGUGGGUUGAUGAGGGUGCCGAAGGACUCAAAAACACAUCUUUGUCAACAAGGAUGUUUGCGAUCUCCGCCCUGAAGUCUAGACAUUUCUGCAACUAUGUGUGGCGGGAAGUCGCUUCUUUCUGUGAGGAUUGCUUUGCCUGGACUUGCCCCUUUUCUUUCAGAGAUUUGAACAGAAUCUAUGGAUUAGAUUUGGUUGCUUUUGCGCGUAUCUUGGAGGCUAGUGCACACGAUGUUCAUGUUGGGCGCCCGUACAUGUAUACUUCAGCAUCGUUAUUGAUGGAUAAUGCAUGCUUUG
Molecule: messenger RNA, 313 nt
Organism: Ilex paraguariensis (yerba mate)
Lineage: Eukaryota; Viridiplantae; Streptophyta; Magnoliopsida; Aquifoliales; Aquifoliaceae
Source: the annotation of a GenBank genome assembly